AUGACUAUAAUGCUUUUAAGAGAGGAUGGAGGUGGCCAAAACCCCAGUUGGCUACACAUUUUGGCCAGUUGGGCCGCUGAAUUGCUCCCGGAGGCAUUUCGGUCAUUCGUGCCAGGCCGGACGACUGAUGGGCGCUCAACUGAUCUGAGAACUGGAGUCUGUGCACACUCACGCGCAUUAUUUAGAAUGUCGGUAAGAGUAAGCAAGACGGCCAGAAAAUUAUGUUUUCGUUUUGCCAAGCCCUUUCUCACUCUUCACUUUAUGGCCCAACGGAACACUCAAAUUCUGAAGUCUACAUAA
This is a messenger RNA of Protopolystoma xenopodis, 300 nucleotides long. Lineage: Eukaryota; Metazoa; Platyhelminthes; Monogenea; Polystomatidea; Polystomatidae. The record is from the annotation of a GenBank genome assembly.